Messenger RNA from Lagopus muta (rock ptarmigan), 4326 nucleotides. It is a transcript of the gene NUDT15, whose product is annotated as nudix hydrolase 15. Gene Ontology annotation, cellular component: cytosol. The record is from RefSeq and is a predicted model, not a curated record. Gene Ontology annotation, molecular function: 8-oxo-7,8-dihydrodeoxyguanosine triphosphate pyrophosphatase activity. Gene Ontology annotation, biological process: dGTP catabolic process. The transcript is spliced from 3 exons. Bases 2020 to 2508 code for a protein of 162 amino acids. NCBI's taxonomy places the organism in Eukaryota, Metazoa, Chordata, Aves, Galliformes, Phasianidae.
AGAAGUGCUUUAUUUUUACAGCAUCCUUUGCUAAUGAUCACAAACAUAAGAAAAUUGAAAGAAUCAAAGGCAAACACAUGUAUUCCAAAGCCUCCCCCAAAAAUCAUAUGUUUGUAAGAAAAGGUAGUUAUCCUGCUACCAUUGAAACAAACAUAACGACCACAUGAGUGUUUCUUGCAUUUAACAGUAUGAGUUGAAUGAGAGCAGGCAAUCCUCAGUCUUCUUUGUAAAUGCUGUUUGAUGUAAGAUACAGGAAAAUGAUUUACAUUUAGCACAAAGAAGAAUGUUUUCAUUGCUGCUGAUGAUGAGUUGUCUUUGGUAAAAUUUAAAAUCAUUAUCAUCUUUUCAAUACAGAAAUGGCAUAACUGAACAAUGUUUAAUCUGAAGAUUACAAUGCCUAUACUGGAAGACACAGACAGAAAUAAAUGAAUUAGGAUCACAGAAUGCCUGGGAUUUUGCCUGAGAUAUUUUUUUUUUAAGGUACUGAUAUCAGUAAUUCAGGGUGUGGGCUGACAUUACAGAUAAAAACAGACUAGUUUCAAAGGGCAGCUCUGCCUCCAACACACACUCUGACACUUCUGCAUACCAACACCAGGGGUCAUCCGAGGCCAUAUGGAGUCAGUUCGAGCAACCCAACAUCAGAAAACAAAUCCCACAAAAAGCAGAGAUCAAUAGGCAGCCAACUUGGCCAAGUGACCUUUGUAAGUGAAUAAAAAUGCCUGUAUAAAGGUACAUUUUCAAACAGGACAAAAUACUAUUUUGAAGUCCUGAAAAGGAAUAAUACUUCACAUCCUUUUUGUGAUCAGUGGGCUGGUGAAAAGGAAAAUCAUGGCCACUGACAAAUUUUAGUUAUUUAUAUGAAAUAUAUGAGCCAGCAGUGUGCCCUUGUGGUCAAGAAGACCAACGGUAUCCUGGGGUGCAUUGAAAAGGACGUGGUCAGCAGGUUGAGAAAAGCCACCCUCCCACUCUACUCUGCUGUGCUGAGGCCAUGUCUGGGCUCUCCGUUCAAGGACAGGGAACUUACAGAAAGAGUCCAGCAGAAGGCUACAAACAUGAUUAAGGACCUGGAGCAUCUUCCUUACAAGAAAGGCUGAUAGACCUGGUAGACUGGAAAAGACUGAGACAAAAUCUUAUCAGUGCUUAAUAUGCUAAAUAUCUAACGGAUGGUAGUCAAGUGGAUGGGGCCAGGCUCUUUUCCUUGGUUCCUACCAACAGGACAAGGGGCAAUGGGCACAAACUGGCACACUGGAAGUUCCAUACAAACCUAGUCAGGUGUUUUACUUUGAACUUACAAAGCACUAGAAUAGGCUGUCCAGAGAGCUGUGGGACCUCCUUCUCCAGUCAUGCUCCAAACCCACGUGGACACCUUCCUGUGUGACCUGAUACGGGGCACCUGCUCUAGUAGGGAGCUGGACUGGAGGAUCUCCAGAGGUCCCUUCUAACCACUACGAUUCUGUAGCAUGUGAGUUUUUUUCACUGCCAGUCAUUCUAUAAUUAAAAGAAACAUGAAAAUGAAGGAAAAAUGUUUGUUAACACGGAUUUUCAUUUGUUUUUCCAUUUUAUCCUUAAAGAAUUGCCAUUCCACCUCUUGAUUUAUGCAUAACUGUGGUUGCAGAUUUUCUUCUGAAUGACUUCUAAGUGAUUUCGCCUAGCUGAAACCACCAGCUGACACAGUAAGAACCACUCCACUCCAAGCAGAUCUGUAGAUCAACUGGAACCCUGCAUCCCAUGGCACGGAGCCGUAUCUAGGUGGGACGUUCCUGUUUGAAGCCAGCCUUCGUUUGCUCGCGUGGUUAACUCGCUGCAUUCCACACGAGCGUAGGCUGCCGUGCUAAUACUGCUAUGAACCUCACAACGUCCUUCAGCCUGUGAGCGCUCCCCCCCCCGGCAGCGGGCGGGAAGAGCGGCUGAAGCGAGGCCACGCCUCUCCACGAGACGCCGCUACGCGCAUGCGCAGCCGCCGCACUCCCACAGCCGUCCCGGGAGCGGAGGCACCGUAGCGCACAGCUCGCGGCUGCCAUGGGCGAAGCGACGCGGCCCCAGCGCCCCGGGAUCGGCGUGGGGGUGGUGGUCACCAGCCCCGCGCACCCCAACUGCGUCCUGCUGGGCAAGAGGAAAGGCUCAAUGGGAGCCGGCACGUACCAGCUCCCCGGAGGCCACCUGGAGUUCGGGGAGAGCCUGGCGGAGUGCGCCGCCAGAGAGACGCUGGAGGAGGCGGCGCUGCGCCUGCGCAACGUGCGCUUUGCUUCGGCCGUCAACUCCGUGUGCGCCGCCGCGCGCUACCAUUACGUCACCGUCCUCAUGAAGGGCGAGGCCGAGCCGGGGGAGGAGCCGCGCAACUGCGAGCCCGACAAGAACGAGGGUUGGGAGUGGGUUAAAUGGGAUGAGUUUCCCCCAGCAGAGCAGCUCUUCUGGGGCCUGCGGUGCCUGAGGGAACAAGGCUACAACCCUUUUACGGAAGACCUGGAUCACCUGAAGGGGUACACAGGGAGCCAUCAGCUGGCAUGAAGCCUGGUGGUGUGACAGCCCGAAGGACCUGUGGUGCAGAAAUCAAAACGAUGUGUGGUGCUGGCUUUGCCCAUGUCUGAACUGCAGUAACCAAGAUGUCACAUGCUGCAGUGCUUUCACCCGAGUUGUCGUACAUCCAGGAGGUACACAGGGCUGCCUUCCAAGCAACUGCAAACAUCUUCUGUAGCUGUUAAUGAUUAAUGUUUUCCUUUAGGCAUACUGUUUUAUCUGGGGAAUCUUUAUGCAGAUGAGAUGCCCUGUGGAAGUAAAUGAGAAACUCACUUGGAAACAGCUGUAACAACAUGCCCAAAGGAAAACGAUUUGUUUAAGCAACGGUCCUGGUUUAUUCAUAAAGCUGUUUUGUAUAUCAUGCUGCUUUCUUUAAGUAUACAUCUAACCUGGUCUAGUGUUAAAUGUGGAGAUCAGCAGCCCUGCCUCCAACAGGGGGGUUGGAUCUUGAUGAUCUCUGAGCUCCCUUCCAACCCAAGCCGUUCUAUGAUUUUGGACCAAUCUUUAAACUUAACCUUGUUUCAUAGGUCCAGUUAAGAUGCUUUCAGCAGCUCUAUGAAACAAAAGUCCAGUUUUCCACAGAAUAUCAUGUUCUCCUACACUAAACUUGGAAACCAGUAUUAUAAACAUUAAAAGAAUGCUGCAGGGAAUGAAAAUUCUCUGACCCUUUUUUCCACCCCCUUUCACCUACCUUCUGUUGGCAGUAGAACUUGUUUACAGAAUUUCAGACCUCAGUUGAUUUUCAUUUCUGACCAUGUUAUUGAACCCUAAGAGGUUAAUGUCAAAGCACCUACAGUCUUCUGCUAGGCUGACAGAACACAGUGAAGAAACAAACUCAUUUAUAGAUGUGUAGCUCUAUUCAGGCAGCUGCACUUUCUGGCUUAGGAGUGCUGUCAGUAUUAAAAUGCACAGGUAGGUGUCAUCCUUUACAGCUUCUACGACUUGAUUAACAUCUUAAUUUUCUGCAUGGGGUGACCCAAUAAUUGAAUUAGUAGCAAAUGAGAUCACAGAACAUAUGUACAAAAAUGAUGGAUUUGUCAUUUUUAUAGCAACUGUAACCAAAGUUGGCUCUUUUCAGGCUGUAGAUAUUAACCGUAAACCAGGCUGGAUUUUAACCAUUAAUUUUUGGAUAGGGACAGAUUGUGACUUCAACAAAUUACAUAACUGCCUUAUAUUUUUUUUUCUCUCCAGGGUUAUUUUGUAAUACAUCUGUUUGUUUUGUAACUAUACCCAUUGUAGAAAAUUAUCUGAGAUGUGUUUAUUUUCUUUAAAUAAAAGCAGCACAAUAGCGGAAGAUUAAAAUUGUCUGAAAUUAUGCACUGACUUGGCAAUUCCUACAUGAGAUUGAAGAGCUUAAAGCUCUUCCCUACUUUGCAUAGAAGCAUUCUUUAAUGGAGGUGUUUCUUUUUGAUGUGAAGCAGGAAGAUGAUAAAAGGCACAAAGAUGUCUCCUAGACAGUUACUGCUCCAAAUUCUAUGUGCAGCUUCCCUUAUGACAGAUUUUCUGUGAAGAAAGAUUUUGUUAAAAAGCAGUUUUGAAAUUGCAGAUGCCAAUGAAAAUUCCUUUACUGCUCUACCUUUGUAUGAAACCUAUUUUUCUAUUCACAAGUGGAGAUUUUCUUCCCAAAAGCAACUUCACAUUUACUAAUAAUUGCUCCGUUCAGCUGUCAACAAAGUGGUUGUAGAAGGAGUUGACAGAUGUCCAGCCCAUCUGCCUCAAUGAAUAAUUAAAAAUAUUUAGUAAUUCAAACAACUUAGUGGUCUUUUAAAUAUCGGAAGGCAUCUAAGCAUUGAUGGGAAAACCCAAGUC